AACACGUCAGACACGAGCCACGGCAGGGAGGGAUAUUCCGGAUCUGGCAGAUAUUUUACAGGCACAAGAACGCCGGUAAUUUCUCUCUCUCGGAGUCUCGGUGGAGUUUGGACCAGCAGACAAUAGCCGAGGUUUUCUAUUAUCAUACUUAAAUUUCUCAGUUCAGAACAGGCCUAAAUAUCGUGUUUUCUAACGAAUUUUAUUCUUGGUAUAUCUCUGCUUCACCAACAAGUGCUGUGUUGAAGGUUUCUUAGUUCCCCAUCCAUCUAUCUUGUUAGCAUUCUCUUGUUUAUUAUUUUGAAGACAAAAGCCAGGGAAUGUGGAAAGCCAGUGUUCGGAAACGUUUCUCUGAAGUCCACAAGGAUUUGGCCUUACUAGAGCUGCCUUUCCGCAUCCUUCAUAGUCAUCAUAUAGAUUGCAGUUUAUUUGCUCCCUGUGUCCAAAUGGACCUUGUGUUAAUGCACAGCCUGUGCAAAGACGGUUGAGCUGCUUUGCUGUUCAAUAAUCCUAAGCUGAAUGUUACAGAUAUUAUAUUAGUCGGAGGGGACUGCAGUAUUAUCUAAUAUUAGCAACUUUAGCAUUCAGAUGGAUAACAAAGUGAAUGUGUUGAUGAAAAGUUAUGAUUUAGGGAGAUUGCUAGGCCAAGGGACAUUUGCUAAGGUAUACUAUGCAAGAAGUCUCAAAACUGGGGAGAGCAUGGCCAUUAAAGUAAUAGACAAGGAAAAGGUUUUGAGAUUUGGGCUCAUGGAGCAGAUCAAGCGAGAAAUCUCUGUCAUGAGAUUGGUCAGACACCCUAAUAUUGUGCAACUUUUUGAAGUCAUGGCUACCAAAACCAAGAUCUAUUUUGUUAUGGAAUAUGCUAAAGGAGGUGAGCUCUUUAGUAAGGUGGCUAAAGGAAGGCUAAAGGAGGAUGUUGCUCGAAAAUAUUUUCAACAGCUGAUCAAUGCUGUUGAUUUCUGCCACAGCAGGGUUGUCUAUCACCGGGAUUUGAAGCCAGAAAACUUGCUUUUAGAUGAGAAUGAGAAUCUUAAGGUUUCUGAUUUUGGGUUAAGUGCCCUUGCUGAAUCAAAGCACCAAGAUGGGCUACUUCACACAACGUAUGGGACUCCUGCAUAUGUUGCUCCUGAGAUAGGCCAAGCGGAGUUUAAAUGCCCCAAUGGGUUUCCACCUGAAAGAGUCAGAAAUUCUUCAAAUAUAGAUGUACCUUCUGGUUCAUGUGAGAAUACUGCUAUGGCUGCUGAGGCAAAACAAGAGUUGGUGAAGAUUUCAAACUUAAAUGCAUUUGACUUAAUCUCCCUUUUUCCUGGUUUUGAUCUAUCUGGACUGUUUGAGGAACCAUGUCUGAAAAAAGUAGCAAGAUUCACAUCCUGGCAACCUGCCUCAGUCAUCAUCUCUAAACUGGAAGAAGUUGCUAAGCAUCUGAGACUAAAGGUGAGUAGAAGGGAUGGAGGGCUGUUGAAACUCGAAGGAAUGAAGGAAGGUAGAAAAGGAAUCUUGUCAAUUGAUGCUGAGAUAUUUGAACUCGCUCCUUCCUUUCAUUUGGUGGAGCUGAAGAAAUCUUGUGGAGAUACAUCGGAAUAUCAGAAGAUGUUGAAAGAGGGUAUACGACCUGGCCUCCAACCUAUUGUUGGGGCAUGGCAAACUAAUGAAAAACCAGAGCAGCCACUGUAGCAAUAACAACUGUGACAACAGCUGCUACUGCAGGAGCAGUUGUUACCUUGACUGUCAAAACAUUUCAAAAUUUUCACGUCUGUAAAUUUCUAUAAUCUGCCUUUCUUCUUGACGGCUGUAUCAUGUCCCUCCCUCUAAAUAAUCUGACCUUAACUUGGCAUAUGUGCUCGUUGGCUUCCUUUUCUUCCGUUUUCUUUCCCUUUCUUGCACAGUUGU
Molecule: messenger RNA, 1887 nt
Organism: Ilex paraguariensis (yerba mate)
Lineage: Eukaryota; Viridiplantae; Streptophyta; Magnoliopsida; Aquifoliales; Aquifoliaceae
Source: the annotation of a GenBank genome assembly